Messenger RNA from Linnemannia hyalina, 2217 nucleotides. The record is from the annotation of a GenBank genome assembly. NCBI's taxonomy places the organism in Eukaryota, Fungi, Mortierellomycota, Mortierellomycetes, Mortierellales, Mortierellaceae.
AUGGUUCGACAACGAUCUGAUUCGUCGGCAUACAGGACAAGCCAAGAAGUCCCCGAGACUCCCUUGACCCCUCGCACCCCUCGCACCCCUCGCUCACCGCACCUCCACAGGUCCCGCCUCACCUCGCCAUCAGCUCGGUCAUGGACAGGCACCCGGGGUGGGCUCAAGCGGGAGUUCCCCGAAGACGAAGACCUUGACAUGGACGACUUGCCCUCCCGACGAGCCCACCUCCCCAACCCUACACCCUCAGAACUUCUAUCCAUGGACCUCACGACCUUGGCUCUUCAUAACCGCAACACCAACAGCAGCAACAGCAGCAGUAGUAGUAGUGGGUCUCGGUCAGCUCUUACUACACCUUCGCCGUCUGCUCGGUUCAGGGACGAUGCCACUGUUGAACGAUUCAACCUGACCCUCCCCUUUGACAGGAUUGCUUCACCUAACUUUGCCUCCUCCAUUUCAUCGUCGUCAACCCCUUCACCUUCGCCGUUUAAAAGCAACACCAACAACAACCACAGCAACAACAACCUCCACAGCUCUAGCUCGCUCGAGUCUGUCCACAGAUACCCAACCCGCACCGCAACUACACAGCACGACACUACACAAUCCUCACCGUUCACAACUCCUGUCAAGGCCGGUGGCGGCAGGACACCUUUCCUCCGAGACGGACCCUCUACGCCAGCCGCCUCUUCAUCCACAGCAGCAGCGUCGUCGCCGUCACCGUCUAUCUUUUCCUCACGCUCCGCUCUCCAGAGUCCACCCCGCAGCAGCCCUCGCCAGUUCAUGAACGACGAAGACAACAACCUCUUUCUUACCCAGUCGCCACGAGCUAUCAGGACACCUCGAAAGCCCAUGUCUCAGCUAGAGAGUAGCAGCAAUUUUACAACUCAAUCACCUGCUGACCGGUCGACGCCCAGUACAUCAGCAUCAGCACAAGCAUCCUUUUCUUCUGGCGACUACUCGGCUUCGACGAACUCUCACUCGUACUUCCAACCAGUUCCAACAUCCACAGCUUUGAUGACACCGGGAGCUAGUCAAUCGACCGAAUUUUAUGACGACGACAUGACGGAUACCGAGUCUGUGCUGAGCUCUCAAGGAGACCAGGAGAAGGAGAAUGUCACUCCCAAGAUGUCGGACGACCCUUCGAACCCAUUCUUUGUCUCUUCAGAAUCAAAGAGAACCAUACGAUAUACCAAGACGGAUGGCUCAACAACACCCACAGGAUGUACGACAGCGCCAGGAACCAUUCGGCGGUCAAGACGUCUUGCCCUCGGAUCCAUCUCUCCUUGGCGCUGGAAUUCCUUUGAUGAGCAGGGGAACUUGUUGCACGCUGGUCUGGGUGUAGGCUUCCUCAAAGGAAAGGGAUCAGACUGGACAGAGGGCAAGCACCCCAAGGGCACGGCUGCGGGAUGUUCAGGAGAGUUGUCGGCAGGGUCGAGUUCAGGAUCUAGUUCAGCGGCAGGCUCGUCCUCCACGAACAAGGCCGUGAUGAUUGGGCCACCACUGAACGGAAAGUCGUCCAAGCAACUCCCCGACAACCACCCCAACGCUUCUGACACACUUGAUCGAAAGGGCGUACCCUCCAAGACGGCGAUGAAGAACGCAGAGAGCAUCAUCGAGCCCCAGUCGGUGGCCUUCAAUCGUCGCGCGCAGAAGGUGGCGGGAAGUAUCUUUUACUGGAAAAACGGAAACUACCAGUUAGUGAGCGAGACGGACAAGCAGCAGUGGCCCGGCGAGUGGAAGUUUGAGGUCUACCAGGACCCAGAGUCGCCAGGAGCACCAUCAGCAGCGGAGGAGGCCGACUAUGCCGCCGCGACAUCCCACAGCUUCACAGCGGCUUCAUCCUCGACAACAGCCACGUACUUUGGAAAGGGCAAGCUGACGGAUCGACAGCUGAGCGGACCUUCGUCGAAGAGGAUGCGGGUUACUGCAGGAAACGAGACUUCUCAUCAGGGCGUUGGCUCGAGCCCACAUACCUCCGAGUCUGAUUUGACAGGAUCAGGCAUCACAGAUGCACAGGACCUUGUCCCACCUCCGAGCCCAACACCAAUGUCGGCGAUCAAUACCUCAGCCAAUAACAGUCCUCAGGCCUCCAAGUUGAUGGGCAGUCGACCAGGCACCCCAAGCAAGAAGGCGCGCAUGCAAGACCGCUAUGACUUCCGGGAGCGCCGCAUGCUCAACGAGCCCCUCACCCCUCGAUCCCGCCGCUGUGGUGCCUAA